Trichomonas vaginalis G3 is the source of this 1353-nucleotide messenger RNA. Its product is annotated as glycosyl hydrolases related to GH101 family, GH129 family. Bases 1 to 1353 code for a protein of 450 amino acids. NCBI's taxonomy places the organism in Eukaryota, Parabasalia, Trichomonadida, Trichomonadidae. The transcript has a single exon. The record is from RefSeq and is a predicted model, not a curated record.
AUGCAUAAAACAUCAUUUAAUAUCUCAUACAUCACAUUUGAAGUCAUAAACAAUGAAGUAAGAAUUGAAAUUCAAGAAGAAUCAAACAAACCAAUUGGAUUUCAAUAUCCAACAUAUUUCAUUACACAAUAUUCUGAUUCCAUCAUCAUUCCUCAUGGCGAAGGAAUGGUUAUUCCUGCAAACCAGAAUUUAGAUUUGAAUCUUUUCAUGUCAGGAGCAACAGGACAUGGUGUUUGCAUGUCAUUCUAUGCAGCAGCGAGAUAUGAAAACGAGAAUAUUGGUAAAGAAGGAUAUAUUGUUAUAAUUGAAACUCCUGAUGACGUAUCAGUACAAAUGACAAAAGAAAAUCAAUGCCAAUAUCAUAUUGUUUAUCCAUACUGGCAUUCACAGAAGGAAUUGUUUGGAUACAACAGAAAACUAAGAAUGGUUUUCUUCCCAGAUGGAGGACACGUGAAAGCAGCAAAGAUUUAUAGAGAUUAUUCAAUAGAAACAGGAAAACUUGUCACUUUUGAACAAAAAGCAGCGAAAUAUCCUGCAUUAAAAGAAACAUAUAAAAUGAUGCAAGGUGCUCCAAAUAUAUGGAUAUGGUAUGAUUAUCAAAGGAUCUAUGAUGAAAUAAAAAAUGUCUAUAAAUGGACAAAUAUUUUAGCAUCAGAAACUGAUGGAACAACUGUUGAUUGGGCAAAAAGAAAUGGUAUUGUUCCUUCAAGAUAUGAUAUUUAUCAAGAUGCUGUUGAUCCAGCACUUAAAUCACAAUUUGAUUGGAAUAGAGAUUGGGUUGAUGAUGCUUAUGCAAAUGACGAACUUGUUUUGAAUAAAGAUGGAACAAGAAGACAAGGAUGGGGCGUUUAUCCAAAGAAUGGAGGAAAUAUGAUUUAUGCUGGAGUUGUUUCUGAUAAAUAUUGGCCAAAAUAUAUGAAGAAAAAGAUAAAUAAUGAAAUGACAAAUGGAAUUAAAAGACUGUCUAGGUUUAUUGAUACAGCAACAGCAAGUGAUUGGUAUGAAGAUUAUCAUGCAAAUCAUCCUUCAAAUAGAUCUUUGUCUAAACAUCAAAGAUAUGUAACAUUAAAUACUUUACAUGAAGAUUAUGGAUUAAUUGUUGGAAGUGAAACUGGUCAUGAUAUGGCUGUUGGCGCUUGUGAUUAUUUCGAAGGAAUGAUGUCGUUGCCAAUGUUUAGAACAAAUGAUCCAGGAAGAAACAUGGAAAAUAUUGUUUAUAAUCCAGAAGAAAGAGCUGUAAAAUAUCAAGUUGGUGAGAGAUACAGAGUUCCUUUGUGGAAAUUAGUUUAUCAUGAUUGCGUAAUUGCUUAUUGGUAUUGGGGUGACUACAACAAUAAGAUGCCAACAUUAUAG